Messenger RNA from Octopus sinensis (East Asian common octopus), 5519 nucleotides. Its product is annotated as tyrosine-protein kinase BAZ1B. Gene Ontology annotation, cellular component: WICH complex. Gene Ontology annotation, biological process: chromatin remodeling. The record is from RefSeq and is a predicted model, not a curated record. NCBI's taxonomy places the organism in Eukaryota, Metazoa, Mollusca, Cephalopoda, Octopoda, Octopodidae. The transcript is spliced from 35 exons. Gene Ontology annotation, molecular function: protein binding; histone H2AXY142 kinase activity. Bases 372 to 5447 code for a protein of 1691 amino acids.
CAGGUCAGAUUUGAUGGAGUUCACUAACAAUAAGAUCAAUGAUACCCCAGGUCCGACCAUCUCGUGUUUUUAACAGUAUCUAGGACUACGUCAUCCAAUCUGUCAUCCCCUUUUUCCGUAUAUAUAUACAUAUAUAUAUUAGAGGGACGACGUUAAGGGAACUGAGCUGCUAUUUCCAAGAGUUCUAGUGAUUCGUGAAGCGGCUUUUUCGAUGUGUGGAAGUAUUCAUUGAUAUAUAACGUAGUGUGAUAAUGGAACUUGCUGGAUAUUCUAAAUAUUGAAACUCAAAGCAACUCUAAUAUUACGUUCGGUUAUCAUUUAUCAAUAAUUAGAGGAUUCGCUCUAUAAAUAUAUAGUAAAAAAAACAAACAAUGCCGCUUCUUGGGAAAAAGAUUUUUGUUUACGCCAAGCCACUGGUGAAUCGUAAAUCGGAGGAAGUAAUCUACAGCAUUGCCCAUACGAAAGAACAGUUCCGAUCGAAGCAGGAUUAUGAGAAGCGAGUGGCACUGUACAAGAACCGCAUCUGGACGUGUCAGUCAACUGGACACACCAACCUCACCCAUGAAGAAGCUUGGAAUUCGGAAAAGAAUGUUAAGAAAUCGGUCCAAUCGCAGUUUCAGACCUGCUAUGAGAAACCUGUCUUGGAGAUUGUACACCAUAGUGUUCUCUCUUUGGACAUAUUGGUUGACCAAGCCUGGCUCAAGCUACAACAAGUUCUUUCAAUCAAUGAAUGUGUUUCUCUGAAAGUCAAGACUUCUGGUAAAGUGGUGAAAGCCAAAGUUGUUAGGAUCGAUACAUGUGGUAUUGAGGCCAAUCCUACAAGUAAUUGCAGUUCUCCAUCAAGUGAUAAAGAAAAUACAGAUGAAAACAGUUCUAAUAAAGAUACUGGGCAAAAGAAGUGGGUGCCUCCCAAAUUAUUACCUUAUAAAUACAGCAUAAAGCUAAAUGAAGAAGAAAAAAUUAUUAACUGUGUACCAGCUGCUGAUUUAACUCGUGUUGACCGGCCACCUCCGAAAGAACUUCUUCGUUUGUUCAUCAGAACACAUGCUUUACGUGCUGGUGUAACGUCUUCCAGUCCUUGGGUUGUUGAUGAUGUCAUGAUUAAAAAACAUGGCAUACAGAAUAAACUUGCAGAUGUUUUCUUAUCUCCAAUGAAGAUACAAGAUCAUUCCUUAGAUGAAUGUGCAAAGAAACGCAAACUGUCCAGUAGUAAAUCUCAAAAUUCUUCAAAUGCCAAAAAAUCUAAACUUGAUAAAUCUAAACCUACGAAAACCUCCAAGAAAAAGAAGGAUGAAUCGGAAAGCAGUUCGAAGAAGAAAGCAAAGCAGGGUAAAUUAAAUACUAGUAGUAGCAGUAGCAACAGCAGCAGUACAACUAAAAGGAAACCCUCUAUAUCGAAGAACAGCAACAGCGGCAGUCCAAGCAAAAAAAGCAAAUUAGCAAAUGACGUGGAUUCUUCUGAUGAAGAUUCAGAUACUAGUGAAGAUUGUACUCUUGGAAAAUUAAAAAAAAAGCUUCCAUUGAGCAAAGAUGAUGAUGAUGUCCCCCUAAGUACGUUAAAAAUGCAGCGUACACCCACAAAGAGCAAAAAAACUGACAGCCGGCAAAGCACCCCUAAAAAGCCUAAGACUGUACAGAAAGAUCAAGGGAAAGGGAGUGCUAAGAAAUCGUCAUCAAAGAGCUCUGAAAAGAAGAAGUCUUCGAAAGAGUCUGACAAAAAGAAGAAAGUCUCCGGUGAGAAGGAUAAAAAGAAAAGUAGCAGUAGUAAUAGUAGUAGUAAGUCUAAGGAUAAAGAAACUCCGAAAAAGAACAAGAGUAUGAAACAAAUGACAUUGCUGGAAAUGUCAACCAAGAAAGGACCAAAGACACCCGAGAAAAAGAAACCCUCCGCAGCAUCUUCACCUCAAAAACCACCUCCUCUUGUACGAAAAUUAAUGGCAGCUAUGAAGACUAAAGAUAGUAACAGAAAUGAAUAUAAGAAAAUUCUAGAAAAAGUUGUUAUACACUUAUCAGCUCAACAGAGAGAAAAGUUGCCUCCCGAUGUGAAAGACAUUGUCCUGAAAGCUUUUCAAAGUCACGAGGAAAGGAAAAAGCUGAAGGCAAUGACUGCAGAACAACGUGAGGAAUAUCUACAAAAGAAAAGAGAAGAAUCCAAGAAAAAACAAGCUGAAGAUCGAAGAGCAAGACAGGAAGCAAUCAGGAAGAAGAAACGAGAACUUUCAAGGCGUUAUGAAGAUCAAGAUCUGGAUCAAAAGUCUCUUCCAGUUCCAAAAUUGAUUUCACAUCCAAAGGUUUUACCGGUAGAAGCAUUUGGUGAUGUUGCUAUGGUUACAGAAUUCAUUAACUGUUUUGCCGGUUUAUUAAUGCCACAAGGAGAGCAGGUCUAUUAUUCAGAUACAUUAAUGAAAGCCCUUGUUGAUAAGGAGAAAGGUUCUUCAUUUAUUGCGGAAAUACUUGUUAUAUUGUUGCAAACAUUAUUGCAAGAUGAAAUAUCUGAGGAUUAUGCUGAAUUGAAAACCUCACUUUCUGAUAUCCCUGUGAAUCACUAUACUGCCACUGAACUCGUCCGUCUUGCUCUGAGGAAAAUUGAUACAGAUGUCGCCGAAGAAACACAGAGUGAUGACAGCUCAACUAGUGAAGUAGAAGAAGAGUUAGAAUUAAAUGAAGAAUUGAUAGAUAUGUUGGAAAAUCAUGAAUUAAAUGAUCUAGAACCUGCUCAAAAACUUCAGAUUUUGAAAGGAUUGUGUCUUCGUAUUAUGGGUACUUACUCUGUGCAAGACUUCAUGGAACAGAAACAGGCCGAAGCCUCAGAUCUUUGGCGUAGAAGACUGUUUUCUCUGAAAGAAAAGAAGCAACAAAGAUUUCUUGCAAAUGCAAACAAAAUAACAUUGAAAGAAGACCAGUCAGAUUCUAAGGAAAAUGAUCCGAAAAAUGGGAAUGUAAAGACAGAACCCAGAAAUAUAAAGGCUAGUGGUGAGUCGGGUUUAACCAUCAGAGAUUUUUAUGGCAAUAAAGUUGCUGAAGAAGAGGAGGCGGCGGCUAACUUUUCAGAUGACGGCUUAGCAUCGGUUGUUAAACGACGGCAACGGAGAGCUGCUGUUGUUGCAAAAGAGAAAGAAAAACGAGAUAAGGAGGAACGCGAAAGACGAGAGAAAGAAUAUGCUGUACUUCGCAAGAUAAAAGAGGAAGAAGCAUUUGAGAAGGAAUUUAAUGAUGGAAUAGCUUUUGCUAAGCUUGUUCUGCGCCUAUCUCCAAUUGGAACGGACCGAAAUCAUAGCCGAUAUUGGGUAUUUUCUCGAUGCACCCCAGGUCUUUAUGUUGAAAAAGGCUGGAUUUCUGAUGAAAUUGCAUUCAGUUUCAAAAAUGAGUCUGAUGACAGUUCUUGUAGCUCCGAUGAUGAAGUCCUUUCAAAUUCACAAAACUUACAUUAUAACAACAAACCGGUUGAAACGAGCGUUCCUGAACCUGGCCAAAACACCUGGUCUGUUUAUGAAACAGAAGAAGAGUUUGAUAGUUUUAUAGCCAGCCUUCACCCACAAGGAAUCAGGGAAAGUGCUCUCAAAUCAGAACUUUUAAAACGCCGUGAUGAUAUUGUAAAAAAUAUGAAUGCAACAAAGAAAAGUACGUCCAAAGAUGUCACUGUUAAAAAGACUGAAGAAGAGGAGAGUGAUAACCCUCUCGAUCUGAAAGAGGCUUUCAAAAGAGAGCUUCGAGAAACUGAAACCCGUCUACGUAAUGGAGGACUUGGUGGUGUGUUUGAUCAGGAAGAAUGGGAAAAGAAAAUUGAAACAUCUCUAACUAUAUCGGACAUGGGUAACUGUAUGUUAGACACCCAGAGUUAUGUUUUAGAACGGUUCUUGCAAGGAAUUAUGGGAAAAUCUAAAUCAAAAAGUUCUGAGUCUGAAAAGAAAGAAGAAAAUACUGAUUCUUCUGUCAAAGAGGAGGAAGACAAAGAACUGAUAAAUAUGGGUCUCUUAAAAUGGAAAGAAGCUGUAGAAAACUCGAAAACAUAUUCACGCCUACAUGUUUUACUUGGAAUUUUGGAUGCCUGCAUCAAAUGGGAGAAGUCCGCUGAGAAUGCUAAAUGUAAAAUUUGCCGGAAGAAAGGAGUUGGUGAACAGUUGAUACUGUGUGAUGAUUGUAACCAGGCAUUUCAUUUAUACUGCCUUCGUCCUGCUCUUCCCUGGAUACCCGAGGGUGACUGGUAUUGUCCUGCAUGUCUGCCUCAGUCAGAACGUAGGAGUCGAAGAACUGCUUCCAGGAAGAAAUAUGGUGAAGAUUCAGAUGAUGAGAAGGGAGACAGUGAUGACGGCGAUACUGACGGAAACGAUUUAUCAGAGAAGGAACAUUAUGAAAAUUGUGUUGUGUGUGAUGGCCAAGAUGACUUAAUUCAGUGUUCACAGUGUCCUGAUGUCUACCAUAUAGAAUGCCACGAUCCACCUUUAAGACAUCCACCCAGGGGACAAUGGAUUUGUACUCAAUGUAAAAGUGGUGGCCGAAGAUCAAAAUCACGACGAGCUGUUGCCAAACAAAGACAAGAGAGGGCUCAACGACGUAAGAAGUACAUGAAAGAGUCUGAGGAAGAGGAAGAAGAGGAGGAGGAAGAAGAAGAAGAAGAGGAGGAGGAGGAAGAAGAAGAAGAGGAAGAAGAAUCAGAAGAAGACAUUCCUAAAAGUUCAAAAUCCAAGAAAAAAGUACAGCUCAGAACAUAUUCUAAAAGAAAACCGAGAGUGAAGAAAAACUAUAAGGAAGAGUCUGAAGAGGAGGAGGAGGAGGAAGAAGAAGAAGAAGAGGAGGAAGAAGAGGCAGAGGAGGAGGAGGAAGAAGCAGAAGAGGAAGAAGAAGAAGAGGGUGAAGAGGAGGAAGCUUUAAAUUCUGACGAGGAAUAUGUGUCUGCUGUGGUUGCUCAAUGUCAAGAAGACGAGAAAGCCAGUGUAUCUACUCAAACGUCAUAUCGACGAGGUACCAGCAAGGAAUCUUCCCGACAGGCAGGGACACAGACUGCUACUACAGAACCUUAUUCUUCCAGGAAACGACGACGGAACACCGAGUUGUCUAUUUGUGAAGCAAUUUUAAUUCGGUUGAUAAUAAACAAGAGCAGUUGGCCAUUCAGACUUCCCGUUGAUGAACGACAGGUCCCUGAUUAUUACGAAUUAAUUGCCAACCCAAUUGACCUUCGAACGAUAAAACAUAAAGUUGUGGAUGCAGAAUAUAAAUACACUGAAAAUUUUGUUGAAGAUCUAUCACUCAUGUUCCGAAAUUGUGCCAUUUAUAAUUCAGUCGACAGUGAAGUUUACCGAUGCAUGGUUCUGCUGGAAAAACAGUUCAUCAAUCUUUUAUCGAAAUUCCUGCCCCAAUACCCAUACAGCCGAAAGAAAAGUACAAAUGGAUAUACUGACCAAGCAUACACCUGUUAUGGUACACGAAAAAGGGGCCAUUGUAUAUGAAAAGAAAGAAAGAAAGAAAAAAUAUUCAAAAAAAUCAACUCUGAAGUAAAUAAUAAUAAUUAAAAAAAAUGG